Molecule: messenger RNA, 927 nt
Organism: Nelumbo nucifera (sacred lotus)
Lineage: Eukaryota; Viridiplantae; Streptophyta; Magnoliopsida; Proteales; Nelumbonaceae
Source: RefSeq, a predicted model, not a curated record
UUAUCAAAAAGAAAAAAGGAAGAUGCUCUCCUAAGUACUUUACCUUUGCUGCUUUACAUUCUCGUCCGAGUGUGUCGAUUCUCGCACAGUCGCACCUCUCUGCAAUUGCAUUUGCUUUGAAGUUCAAACUCGCUUUGGUAAUGGCGAUUACAAAAGAAGCCACACCGCCUCCGAUGAUCGGUAAAGUUGGGAGGUACACUGUGUUCAUCACUCCUCCAGCGACCCCAAAACCCACUUUCAGCCCUUCAGCCACUCCAAGAGCCCCUCUUACUCCUCUGGCCACUUCGAAACCCUCUGAGCCACCUGUCGAGUCGCCGAAGAUUCCGUCUCCGAAAAAGGUGGUUCUACCCCCGGUUCAGCCUCUGCCGCAGCAGUUCGAAAAGUCUCGGACGACGAGGAAUUCGUCUGUGGUUGGUUUCUUCUCGGAUGCCAUUGUUAAAGUGCAAAAUGCACAUUCGAGCUUAGAUAAAUAUUUGGCGGACUGGUUCGGGUUGAACCAGUCGAAGUAUCAAUGGGCAUUGAACGAUUACUAUGAAACCAAGGGAAUGGAAAGUCAAGACACAAAAACAAAAGAGUUAGCUGGCAAGGGGCAGAGUGUUUAAUAUGUUCUUUCAACAGGGCUUCAAGGCAAGGAGGUUGUGCAUUAGAAACAAUCUGUAGUAAAUCUAAAAGAUGGAAGGUCAGAAAUUUCUUUGGCUGAAGGGAUCUUCGUCCAAACCAAUCAGCUAACAGAGUGCUGUCUGCUUACUGUAUUGUAAACCAUGCAUCUCCUCAGAGGUGGUUUAUUUGUAUUAAUCAUUUUGUUCAUGUUUUUAAUUGAACAAGCACCAAAUAUAGUUGUUAAGAGAGACUGAGCUUGUGAAUCCUGACAACUUGUUAAAUUAUUUUUAUAUGUAAUAUAAAGCAAGGUUCAAAGUGUUUGUAUCA